AUGGGGUCCCAGCUCGAGAACCUGCUGUCCAACAGUUCCCUCGAUUUGGAUGUCGACCCCGGCCUGCUGGGUCUCCUUGUCGACAGUGCAUCGGACAACCCCGCCCCUGCGGCUGGUCCCAACGGCCAAAUGGCCCCGGCAUCCACAUCAGCAUCGACCUGCGGCCCCGGCGGGGCCUACUACCCCUACUCCGGCGGCGCCCAGGGCGGGGUGUUUGGCCAGAGCACGAUCCUGCCGCUGUUCGGCCCGGGAUGCAGCCCGCCUGUGAUGUCCCCCUUCGUGAUACCGGAGCGCGGCCUGCCGGCCGCGGGCGGCCAGCCGCCCGGGUACGGCAUGGCGGCGACCGGGGCGCACGGGGGGGACGGGCGGUACGCGGCGCCCGCCGACGUGGGCCCCGGCGCGGGGCCAUCGGGCGGGCCUGGAGGCGCGGUGGAUGAGAAGACGGCGACGAUCCUGAGGCGGCAGGCGGCGAUCCAGGCCAAGAACAGGCGGGCGCAGAAGCGGUUCAGGGAGAGGCAGAAGGCGAAAAUGACUAACCUGGAGGAGCAGGUGGAGGGGCUGUGUGCGCAGCUUGAGGAGCUCAAGACCCAGAACACUUCGCUUGCCAAUAAGAACGACUUGCUGACGAAAGUGCUCCAAAUGAAAGACGAGCAGAUGUGUGUGCUUCAGGAGGGAGCAAAGGUGUUUGACAAUGCUCGGAGCCGUGCCGAGCCUGCCCGCCUUUCAUCCACUUCCAUGACACAGACCAGUGUCUGCACGAUGGCAAAGCAGCCGAAAGCCUUGGAAGGAAACCAUUUUCCCACAUCUAAGUUUUACGAGCUCACAGCGGAAGAAGUGAGAGAGACGUGGAAGGCCUAUGUCAACCAGCUGUCGAUGCUGCUUGUUAACCUUGGGACAGAUGCCUCUCAGACGGAUGCUGAGCCUCGCAUACUGCAACUGGUGUCGGAGAUGGGCGAGCUGUGCUGUAAGACGGCAACCUUGUGCCCUGUGAAUAUGAAGAAGCUCUUAAUGGGCUCUUUCGAGUCACCUGGCACCCAGCCUUCCCUUGAAGACCGGGAGUUGGAGAAGCGUUGGGAUGAAGUCUUGAAAACUGUGAGUUUGACAGGGAAACAGGAGGAUAUGGUGUUAGAGCUGAGGAGUGCAUUCUUGCUGCGAAUGAAGACACUGUGGCAGCAGAGGGCUAUUCUCAACAGGAGGUUUCAGGAGUGUGUGGGGUUCAUUGAAACAAGGGAUCUGUCAGGCACCCAAAGUUCAGGGACUCAGAGCACAUGCAGUGCUUCGCUGAAGGUUGCAGAGAUUGUUGAAGAGCUGCGAGAUAGUCUCCAUCGUGAAACACAGUACCAUUACGACUUCAUAAGCUCGUUCUUCCAAAAUGUGGUGGAUGACAUGCAGGCUGCCCACCUUUGUGUCCAGUCAUAUCCAUACUACCCGGACAUCCUCGUGAUUUCAAAUAUCCUGGCGGCCGAGAGGGGGGUGCAGUUGGACUGGCUGAAAAACGAGCAAGGCCAGUGA
This is a messenger RNA of Ostreobium quekettii, 1512 nucleotides long. The record is from the annotation of a GenBank genome assembly. NCBI's taxonomy places the organism in Eukaryota, Viridiplantae, Chlorophyta, Ulvophyceae, Bryopsidales, Ostreobiaceae.